AAUAUUUCAUCACACAUCCAAACAAGAAAAAACCAGAGCUUCCUUCGAACGCUACACAGAUAUACUGAAAGAAAAAUCUGAAAGCAGAGAAAAAAAAUGGCAGAAGAAGUGAGCAACAAGCAGAUAAUACUGAAGGAAUACGUAAAGGGUUCUCCGAAAGAAUCGGAUAUGAUUCUGAAAACCUCAUCCAUUAAACUGAAGGUGCCGGAAGAUAAUAGCAACGACGCCGUUUUGGUGAAGAAUCUCUACUUGUCCUGCGACCCUUACAUGCGAAACCGUAUGAGCAAAUCCGAAGGCAGCUAUGUUGACUCGUUCACACCUGGCUCGGCUAUAACUGGAUAUGGAGUGGGCAGAGUUGUGGAUUCUUCAAACCCUAAUUUCAAGAAUGGUGAUUUGAUUUGGGGCAUAACUGGGUGGGAAGAAUAUACCCUUCUUAAAUCCACACAGGGUCUUUUCAAGAUUCACUAUACAGAUGAUGUACCUCUCUCCUAUUACACUGGACUUCUUGGUAUGGCUGGCACUACUGCCUACAGUGGUUUUUACGAGGUUUGCUCUCCGAAGAAAGGAGAAACUGUGUUUAUAUCUGCUGCAUCUGGAGCUGUUGGUCAACUUGUCGGUCAAUUUGCAAAGCUCUUGGGGUGUUACGUUGUUGGAAGUGCCGGAAGCAAAGAAAAGGUGGAUCUCUUGAAGAACAAAUUCGGGUUCGACGACGCGUUUAACUACAAAGAAGAGCCCGAUUUGGAUGCAGCUUUGAAAAGGUACUUUCCUGAUGGGAUCGACAUAUACUUUGAAAACGUGGGAGGGAAAAUGCUCGACGCGGUGCUCCUCAACAUGAGGGUCCACGGUAGGAUUGCGGUGUGCGGCAUGAUCUCACAGUACAAUCUUGAAGAGCCCGAAGGUGUGCGUAACUUGUUUUGCCUCAUCAGCAAACGUGUUCGGAUGCAAGGGUUUCUGGUUCCUGAUUAUUACCAUCUUUAUCCGAAGUUUCUGGAGAUGGUUUUGCCACUAAUCAAACAAGGCAAGAUUACUUAUGUUGAAGACAUAGCUGAAGGCCUUGAGAGUGCACCGGCUGCUCUGGUGGGGCUCUUCUCCGGCCGCAAUGUUGGGAAGCAAGUUGUCGUCGUUGCUCGUGAAUAGACUAUAAUGCCCUUUUGUUACAUGCAAUUGUGCAGAGAUAGUGGAAUCCAUGUAAUGUGUACUAAACAUGUGUCUGUUGGGUUCAAAUCUUCUGUUCUGUUUUCUUUUUUA
Messenger RNA from Erythranthe guttata (spotted monkey flower), 1248 nucleotides. Its product is annotated as 2-alkenal reductase (NADP(+)-dependent). The record is from RefSeq and is a predicted model, not a curated record. Lineage: Eukaryota; Viridiplantae; Streptophyta; Magnoliopsida; Lamiales; Phrymaceae. Gene Ontology annotation, molecular function: 2-alkenal reductase [NAD(P)H] activity.